AAAUUAUUUAAUAAGAGCAAGAAUUGUGGACGACAUUUGUAAGGCAUCAUUAUGAAUUAUGGACGAAAGACACCUUCGACAUAUCGUUCGAAUCCCUCAGUGUAUUCCCAUACCACGGGAAGAUCCUCAACCAAUCUACAUACCACAAAAUCACGUUCAACUCGAUCCGUGCGUAUACCAUGGUAUCAAAGGCCCAUCUUAAAGAAUAAUCAAUAUAUUGAUAUUCAGAAAAAUGCAAUGAUGAUUGGGUUAUUUGCCAUUUUCUUGGCUCUAUUUACCAUUGGCACUGCCAUCUUCGAUAUAUAUUGUUUGGCAAUGGGUGCGCCUGGUUCCACACAUUAUGGUUAUUAUAUUAUUUCAUAUGAAUUUGUCUAUGUUGGCAAUAAGCAUGUUCGUAACAUGUUGAUGGUGUUUGCUUUAUUCUCCUUAGUCUUUGGUCUUAUAAUAUUCUGUACAAGCAUACUAUUGGUUGUAGCUUUAAGAAAGGAAUAUGAACGUAAGAUUCUCCCCUGGCUAUGGACAUUUGCCGUCUUUACAAUAUGGCGUCUAUUGGCAUUGUUGUUCUUUGCCAUUGUCAAUGAUUUGUAUUUUGCCUAUAAUGCCGUAAUGGUAUUCCUGUGGUCAGUAUUUGUUUUGAUAUCAAUUUAUGGCUGGGCCUGUGUUUAUUCGCUAUUUUUGGAAUUGGUCGAUUUAACCAAAUUAGAAGAUUUGGCCCAUUUAAGGAUGGGUACCAUGGCCUCCUUACAUGCCUCAACUGCAAAUUCAUUGGCCGGCUCACGUCCCACAACACCGCACAGCACUGUCUCAACAAUGCCAGUUGGUUAAGCACAAAAAAUUACCACACAAAUAUU
Messenger RNA from Musca vetustissima, 851 nucleotides. RefSeq lists its product as uncharacterized. The record is from RefSeq and is a predicted model, not a curated record. Bases 52 to 825 code for a protein of 257 amino acids. NCBI's taxonomy places the organism in Eukaryota, Metazoa, Arthropoda, Insecta, Diptera, Muscidae. The transcript has 6 exons.